AAGCGAGGCUCCGUGAAGCCUGGAGGGAUGGCUCUCCUCCUGGUCUUGAUGUGGUUGGUUCUCCCGAAUCGGGCUCUCCUCUCCGGUCUGGAUCACUGUGGCGUUCAUGAAAGCAGCAGCUCAAACAACAUGUCGCCGUGGCUGCAGUCUUUACAAUGCCACAAUGACUACAAGACCCGCGUGGACUGCAAAUGGACGGCACCGGCAAACACGACUCUGCAGGUCUGGCUGAGGGAAAACGAUGGCAGCAGUGAGCUCUGUGGGCCUUUUAAAGACGAAAAAACAACCGAGGAUGGAGUUGUCCAGUGCAGACAUAAAACUCGUGUGCUUGGCCUGGGAACCAGCCAUACUGUCUUCUUCGUGAACAACCAGACAGCAAGCCUCUGCUCGUCUUCCAAACACACAUCUCUGCGCCUGAGGGCACGUCCGCCUGGGGGUCUGACUGCGUCCGAGGAAAGCGAUGGCAGCUACUGGCUAAAGUGGUCCAGUCCGUAUCCUCCGUCGUCCUCCCUGAACCAGAACGUCUCGUAUCAGCUCAGCUUCAGGACGCAGGUGGAGGACGAGUGGACCACUCAGACUGUCGCAGAGACCAGCGUGAGAUUGGAGAGGCAGAAGCUGCUUCACGGCCGUAGAUACGAAGCCAGAGUGAGAGCCUGGGCCGGCGUGGGUCAGUGGAGCGAAUGGAGUCCUGUGGCGAGCUGGAAAACUGGAGAUGACGGUCAACAGCCCAGAGAGAUUCCCUCUCUGGACUGUGUUCUGGAUGGAGAGAAGGAAGUGACGUGUAGCUGGGAGGUGAGCAGAGAGCUAGCUUAUCUCAUCACCUACCAGCUGACCUGUCGACACGACCCGACAGCACGGUUUGAGGGAUGUUGCGUGAACCCAGCUGUGAGUUCUGACCCCGGAGGGACAGAAGUGAGGUACAGCUGCCCUCUCACCGAUGUGGACCCUGAACGUCUGCAGCUGAAGCUCCAGCCGGCACACAACGCUAAGACUUUCCAAGCGUCCAAACACAUCCGUACCAAUUCGCCAGUGCAGGUGAAAGUGAGGGAGAAAAACGGUGACUGGGUUGUGGAGUGGUCUCCGCCAGCUGAGGCAGCUACAGAGCUGUUGUACCAGGUCUGGUAUUACAGGGCCACAGAUCCGGAAUCCCCGCAGCUGCUGAACAUUUCCCAGGGGUCCACGCGGGUGAGCAUCCCAGGAACAUCCCUGGUGCCGCUCCAGGACUACGAGGUGAAAGUGAGGUCACUGGUUGCCCCUGGAGAAGGUUCCACCUACGAAGGAAUCCCCUCAGAAUGGUCUGAACCUGCGAACUGGACCUCAAAUAAAGCCACUUGGUCCGUCUCCACACUGAUUUAUUUCUUCUGUGGCCUGAUUGCAGCCGCGCUCUUUCUGACUCUGUACUUCACUAUUCCAGUUUGCCGGAAGAAAGUUGUGACGUGGGUGGACUCAGUUCCCUCUCCAGGCAAAAGCAAGAGCCUGUUUGAGAUCAAGUCUUCCUCGUCCCCGACCCUCGUGCAGAGCGAGAAGACGUCCAUUUGUAGCGUGCAGCACCUCGACCGCGUAUCCACCUGCUCCUCGGAAGCUUUGCUUUGGCCGACCAGGAGCACUGAGACGACGUGCGCCGAUCAGAGCAGGAGUUGCUGGAACUGUGAUAACCUCCCCUCCCCUCUUGAUACUGUUCACAACUCGGACACGUCGUCCAUGAGCUUCAGCGGGCCAUACAUCUUUUGUCAGGGAUCAGGACAAAUGUCAAUGGAGGUCCAGCAAGAAAAUGUCCGCGAAACAAAAUCGGAUGAAGCUGUGCCUCUCUUCCCGGCGCCAUGUCCUCUUCGUGACAAAGAUUACGUGUGUCUUCCCAACCGCAACCUCUCAAGGUCCACAGAGGACCUCACAUCCCACAGCAGCUCAGGCCCAAAAUGGUACGACAGGCCUGAGCAGGACCAGCAGCAGCACCCGAACGCCACACUGCGGCCUGUUCAGCCUGACAGCCGGUCCGGCUUCGGAGAACCCGCGGUGAGAAGUCAACCGCCUGAUAACACGGCAGGGCUGCUCCCCUCUUGGCCUCAAGAGGGCGCUAACUCGGGAUACUGCCAGCUCCCGGCAGCCUUCAUGGUACCGUCAAAAUGAACAGCUGCAUGCAAGAAAAGAAAACAACGCAGGAUCAAUCAGUAAUUGACUUUUUGUAAGCUUCUACUUUAUUUUAAGCUCCUCAAUCUAUUAGAGGAAAAAAAAAAAGUAUCUUGUUGUCGUUGCACAUAUUUUAUAUUGGCUUUACUGGUUUGAAUUUAGUAAUAUGUAACCAAAUAUUUAACAGGGUAAAUAAAGUGUUUUUAUAUCUACAAAUAUUCCAGGAAGAAUAUGUAUAUGUAUAUAUUUUUAUUAAUGUUUACCUUUAGCAUGAUUUUCUUUAAACGAGCUGCCACUCCUUGAAACAGCUAAAGAGACGGAAGGCAAGUUAAGGUCAGAACAUUGACGCUGUGACCUUUUUCACCAUUUUAUUUCCUGUACAGAGCAUUUUAAUUUCAAUAAAAGUUAAACACACAUGCUAAUAAGACAAAC
Molecule: messenger RNA, 2559 nt
Organism: Gambusia affinis (western mosquitofish)
Lineage: Eukaryota; Metazoa; Chordata; Actinopteri; Cyprinodontiformes; Poeciliidae
Gene: csf2rb
Product: colony stimulating factor 2 receptor subunit beta
Exons: 14
Coding region: 28-2127 (699 amino acids)
Biological process (GO): cytokine-mediated signaling pathway; immunoglobulin mediated immune response
Cellular component (GO): external side of plasma membrane
Molecular function (GO): protein binding; cytokine receptor activity
Source: RefSeq, a predicted model, not a curated record